AGAAUCGUGAGCAUGGAGGCCUUGCGCGACGACGUUCUUGCGCUGAUUCUGCAACACCUGGACCUGAAGGACCUCUUCGCCUGCCGCGUCGCGUGCAAGCGGCUCGCGACCGUGGCACUGCGGCCGGACGUGUGGCGACAUCGUCGGGUCCGCAGCGACUGCGGGCACUACAACCGGCCGUGGCUGCGCGCCGCGCUUCGUCUCGCCCCCUGCGUGCACGAGAUGAAGUUGAAGCUCGGGCCCGGCGAAGACGACUGCGACGGACUGUUGUACGACACCCGGUGCGCCGCUGUCGAGCUGUCUGUCGUCGUGCGCCGAGGCGGGGACGAUCACGCGUGGUGCACGAGGGCCGCCAGGGCGAUCCGCAACCAGGAGGCGCUGGGCCAACUGAGGCACUUGGAAUUGAGGCUGCCGGGGGUCGAUGGUUUCUUUGACGCACCCGUCGACUUGGACGACAGCGACAUUGACGACGCGGACCUGGAGGACGAGGCCGCGCUUGUACGGACGGCGCUGACGGUCUCGGGGCUGGAGAGCUUGAAGUUUUCGGAAUUGUCAUCGCCCAAGGUGGCUGAUUCCGUCCUGAAGGGGUUCGCAGUCCGUCGGAUGUCAACCCUCAAGCGCUUCGCCUGCCACCUGGACGGCCACUGUCACCUCUUCCGCGAGUAUAUUCUAGAGAAGAACGCGCCCACACUAGAGGAGGUCACCGUCCGCUGUUUCGAGCAUGAGAUACGGGACGGCUUCAGCCCCAUCGAUUUGUUGAUCAUGCGGACGGGGUCCCUGUUGGCCGGCAUGCCAAAGCUGCGCUCGCUGCACUGUAAUCUCACCAUCAUGGACGUACGUAGCUUGAGAUGUAAGCCCAUCGUCACUAGGUUCGUGCAGAAAGCCGGAGAGUUCCUCCUCCGCAGCGCCCAGCUGCGCAGUGUGAGGCUGCUGAUCAGCACGCCAUUUAAUUCUCUUUCUGGCCUUGAGCUGGUCGUGAUACUUUCGUCGACUGGAGAACCGCAGGCAGAAAUGCUCUCUGUCAGCCAAGGGUUGUUCACCUAUCUACGUGACCUGGCUAGCGCGCUCCCCUUGCUGCCGAACCUGCAGCACCUUCGGCUGGACACUGGCAUAGAGGUUGGCAUGGACGAGCUGCGGAAGCUGCUACGCACCAUCACCCCGAAGAAUGCCCCGGCCCUACAGAGCAUCGAGCUGGGAUCUCUCUUGAAGUGUCAUCACCACUACAUGCACGAGAAAUCUACCCUGAAGCUCCUAUCGACGAACCCGUCGCUCCAUGUGAAGUCGGGAACUCCUACGACUUGUCGGAGCGUUUCCGACCUCGGCAUGUGUGAGUUCUGUGCGCAGGGCUGCCACAGUGAGAUGUGGGGUGGCAACCGGCGUCUGCUUGUCGGGCUUUUCAUGCACCCUGUAGGCAAAUGCCCCUACCCAGAUGUCCAUCAACCGUCCCAGUAUUUGUGGGUCAGAUUGUAACUGGAAUAAUCAUCCUGUAUUGUUAUGAUCUACUUUGCCAACUAAAUCUAGUCUUGUUUAAGAAGUGUAAUUUUCAUAAUUUUCUGUAUGCUAUAUUUUGUUUUAAAGUAAAUAUUAAAGAUUCAAUGUCAUUUCAACUAAA
Frankliniella occidentalis (western flower thrips) is the source of this 1612-nucleotide messenger RNA. RefSeq lists its product as uncharacterized. NCBI's taxonomy places the organism in Eukaryota, Metazoa, Arthropoda, Insecta, Thysanoptera, Thripidae. The record is from RefSeq and is a predicted model, not a curated record. Gene Ontology annotation, molecular function: protein binding.